Musca domestica (house fly) is the source of this 3406-nucleotide messenger RNA. It is a transcript of the gene AP-1-2beta, whose product is annotated as AP-1 complex subunit beta-1. Gene Ontology annotation, biological process: intracellular protein transport; vesicle-mediated transport. Gene Ontology annotation, molecular function: clathrin binding. The coding region runs from base 140 to 2899 and encodes 919 amino acids. Lineage: Eukaryota; Metazoa; Arthropoda; Insecta; Diptera; Muscidae. The record is from RefSeq and is a predicted model, not a curated record. Gene Ontology annotation, cellular component: membrane coat; clathrin adaptor complex. The transcript is spliced from 5 exons.
CUCAAAGUCGAUUAUUCGAUUAAUCCAAAGUCGACUUACAUAUCCCUACGUGAAAAAAUCUUUAUUCGUCACCUAAACAAUUUCAAUUCAUUCAAUUCAUAAAAUUUGUAGAAAAGCAGAGUAAAAUACCAGCCUAAAGAUGACUGACUCCAAAUACUUUUCUACCACCAAGAAAGGUGAAAUUUUUGAAUUGAAAUCAGAAUUGAAUAAUGACAAAAAGGAGAAGAAAAAGGAGGCUGUCAAGAAGGUCAUUGCCAGUAUGACUGUUGGCAAAGAUGUCUCAGUUUUGUUCCCUGAUGUUGUAAACUGCAUGCAAACUGAUAACUUGGAACUCAAAAAAUUGGUUUAUUUGUAUCUCAUGAAUUAUGCCAAGUCGCAACCAGAUGCCGCUAUUAUGGCUGUCAAUACAUUUGUUAAGGAUUGUGAAGAUUCAAAUCCUUUGAUUCGAGCUUUGGCAGUGCGUACAAUGGGCUGUAUACGUGUAGACAAAAUAACCGAAUAUCUUUGUGAACCUUUGCGUAAAUGUUUAAAAGAUGAAGAUCCUUAUGUACGCAAGACCGCUGCCGUGUGCGUAGCCAAACUGUAUGAUAUUUCCGCAUCCAUGGUAGAAGAUCAAGGUUUUCUAGAUCAGUUGAAGGAUUUGCUGUCCGAUUCUAAUCCCAUGGUUGUUGCAAAUGCAGUGGCUGCCUUGAGUGAAAUUAACGAAUCGAGUCAAUCGGGACAACCUUUGGUGGAAAUGAAUUCAGCCACGAUCAACAAAUUGCUCACCGCCUUGAAUGAGUGCACCGAAUGGGGCCAGGUAUUUAUUUUGGAUUCCUUGGCCAACUAUAGUCCCAAAGAUGAACGUGAGGCCCAAUCCAUUUGUGAACGUAUAACACCGCGAUUGGCCCAUGCCAAUGCCGCCGUAGUGUUGAGCGCUGUUAAAGUGUUGAUGAAAUUGUUAGAAAUGCUCUCAAAUGAUGGAGAUUUUUGUGCCACCUUGACCAAGAAACUGGCACCCCCAUUGGUUACUCUGCUCUCCUCGGAACCAGAGGUACAAUAUGUUGCCUUGCGUAACAUCAACUUGAUUGUACAAAAACGUCCUGACAUCUUGAAACAUGAAAUGAAAGUUUUCUUUGUGAAAUACAAUGAUCCGAUCUAUGUGAAAUUGGAGAAGUUGGAUAUUAUGAUCCGUCUGGCCAAUCAAAGCAAUAUUGCCCAAGUUUUGAGUGAGCUCAAGGAGUACGCCACCGAAGUUGAUGUGGACUUUGUAAGGAAGGCUGUCAGAGCUAUUGGUCGGUGUGCCAUUAAGGUUGAAGCCUCGGCUGAACGUUGCGUCUCCACCCUGUUGGAGCUUAUUCAAACCAAAGUCAACUAUGUGGUGCAAGAGGCCAUUGUGGUCAUCAAGGAUAUUUUCCGUAAAUAUCCCAACAAAUACGAAAGUAUUAUUAGUACUUUGUGUGAAAAUCUCGACACUCUGGACGAACCUGAGGCCAGAGCCUCCAUGGUUUGGAUUAUUGGUGAAUAUGCUGAACGUAUUGAUAACGCCGAUGAGUUGCUGGAUAGUUUCUUGGAGGGAUUCCAAGAUGAAAAUGCCCAAGUCCAAUUGCAAUUGUUGACGGCCGUGGUGAAAUUGUUUUUAAAACGCCCCUCAGAUACCCAAGAAUUGGUACAACACGUAUUGUCAUUGGCCACUCAAGAUUCUGAUAAUCCUGACUUACGUGAUCGCGGCUUUAUUUACUGGCGUCUGCUGUCCACAGAUCCCGCUGCCGCCAAGGAAGUCGUCUUGGCUGAUAAACCAUUGAUUUCGGAAGAAACAGAUUUGCUGGAACCAACCUUGUUGGAUGAACUCAUAUGUCAUAUUAGUUCUCUGGCUAGUGUUUAUCACAAACCACCCACAGCCUUUGUUGAGGGCCGUGGGGCGGGUGUGCGAAAAUCUUUGCCCAAUCGUGCUGCAGCUAGCGGUGAAGCUGGUGAGGCCGGUGGUUCCGGCGCUGGCGGUGAAGCUAUGGUUAUUCCCAAUCAAGAAUCACUUAUCGGCGAUCUAUUGUCCAUGGACAUUAAUGCACCAUCAAUGCCAGCAGCUGCACCCACAAGUAUUGAUUUGUUGGGUGGUGGUUUAGAUAUUUUGCUCGGUGGUCCCCCUGCUGAAACUGCCUCCGCUGGAGCAAGCAGUCUUUUAGGUGACAUAUUUGGUUUGGGUGGUACCGCAUUGAAUGUGGGCUUACAAAUUCCCAAAAUUGUGUGGCUACCUGCAGAAAAAGGUAAAGGUUUGGAAAUCCAGGGCUCAUUUUCUCGACGCAAUGGCGAAAUAUUUAUGGACAUGAAAUUCACCAACAAAGCCAUGCAGCCAAUGAGCGGCUUUGCCAUACAAUUGAACAAGAACAGUUUUGGUUUGGUACCCGCCCAACCUCUGCAAGUUGCCCCCUUACCUCCCAACCAAUCGACAGAAGUGAGUUUGAAUUUGGGCACACAGGGUCCAGUACAGCGCAUGGAACCACUAAACAAUUUACAAGUUGCUGUUAAGAACAACAUCGAUAUUUUCUACUUCGCCUGCUUGAUUCAUGGAAAUGUAUUGUUUGCUGAAGAUGGCCAACUGGAUAAGCGGGUGUUCUUGAAUACCUGGAAAGAAAUACCAGCUGCCAAUGAAGUUCAAUAUUCGUUGAGUGGUGUCAUUGGCACAACAGAUGGCAUUGCCUCCAAGAUGACCACCAAUAAUGUCUUUACGAUUGCCAAACGUAAUGUCGAAGGCCAAGAUAUGCUCUAUCAGUCUCUGAAACUCACCAACAAUAUUUGGGUCUUGCUAGAAUUGAAAUUACAACCAGGAAAUCCUGAUGCUACUCUCAGUCUAAAAUCACGUUCCGUGGAGGUGGCUCCAAUGAUAUUUGCUGCCUACGAAGCUAUUAUACGUUCGCCUUAAGUAAUUUAAAAGAAAAAAGUUAUCCAUAGCGAAUAAUACGGAAAGCUCCAAUACAGUUUGAUUAAGUUUGUAAACAACACAAGCACUCCCCAAUUGACUAUUCCUCCCUUAAGCACAACAGUAAGCUUUAAAAAGUAUUUGGUUUUACAUUGUCUAUCCUGGUUAAAAAAAAAAACAAAAUUCAUUGUAUUACUUUAUUUUCAAAGAAAAUAUUUUAAAAUUAUCAUUAUUUUUAUUUAACUUUAUUUAAUCCUAGAAAAGAACACAUUCCUCUUUUGCAGUUCAAGUGGGCGCCACAAACGAUGCAAUAAAAAAUAUAUAAUCCAACUAAGUAUUUGUUCCAAUUUAGAGAUUUUCAAAUACAUAAUAAUCACCAAAAAAAUGAGAUACAUUCUUAACGUAAGCGCAACUAGAUGUUUGUGUUAACCUACUCCAAUAAGAAAAUGUUAUUCAAACUUACAUAUAUAAAUAUGCAUAAUUAUAAAUAAAUAUUUAAUCAAAAGUUAA